AUGAGUACCGGCAGCCAGGUCCUCACUCAGGACCCUCUCCUCUCACCCACGGAGAGAUUUCUCCCCAAAGGUAUCAAAGAGGUCCUCCCUUCACCAGAAUUAGCCAAUCCCAUCUCCGCCCUAAACUCCCAAAACGGGCUUCUCUCGCGCAUGCCUGCCUCCUGCGUCCCUUUCGCCCAGCUCAUGCGCCUCGACAAACCAGCAGGCUUCUGGCCAUAUUACAUGCCCUCCCUCCUCGGUCUAGGGUACGGAGCUUGCACCGCUCAAUCUGCCCCUUCUCCGGGGGUUCUCUUCAGCCUUUGCGGGCUGUUCUACGCCUACUGCUUCUUUCUUCGCGGUGCAGCUUGUUGCUGGAACGAUACCAUGGAUCAGGACUUUGAUCGACAGGUCGGUCGGACGAGGAACCGACCUAUCGCGAGAGGUGCUGUCACGACGACGCAGGCGCAUUUAUUCACGGCAGCGUGCGUUUUGGCACAAGGGCCUUUUUUGAUGAUGCUACCUUUAGUCUGCACUUACCACGCGAUCUUCAUGAAUGUUCUUUUUGGUGUGUAUGCGCUCAUGAAACGUGUCACGUAUUAUCCGCAGGUCUUCCUGGGCUUUCCGUUCGCCUGGUCCAUAUUCAUCGGCUGUGCUUCUUUGGGUGUGGACUUCGCUUCUAACGAUCGGAUUUUUCUCACGACGAUGCUAUUUACUGUUGUUGUUCUGUGGACGGUCAUCUGCGACACUGUAUAUGCACACCAGGAUAUCAAGGACGACGUCAAAGCGGGCGUGAAAUCGGUAGCUGUUCGCUUCGCGGACAGUACAAAAGAAUUACUCUCAAUGCUGGUAUUCUUCCUGGUAGCACUGCUUCUCGGUAUUGGGUCACUGGCGCAUCUCUCCGCGCUGUACUUUAUGUUCACCUGCUGUGGUUCCGCCGCGCUAUUCAUCAUGUUGCUGGCUAAGGUCGACCUGAAAGAGCCGGCUAGUUGUGCUUCGUUCUUCUAUGCUGGCUUCUUUUAUGGAGGUCUGAGUCUGGUAUCUGGCUUUGCAAUAGAAUAUGCGGCGCGAGAGAUAUGCGGGGAAAACUUCGAUCUCGAGCAGGCGCUUUUGUCAUGA
Bacidia gigantensis is the source of this 1095-nucleotide messenger RNA. RefSeq lists its product as uncharacterized. Gene Ontology annotation, cellular component: mitochondrial inner membrane. The transcript has a single exon. Gene Ontology annotation, molecular function: 4-hydroxybenzoate polyprenyltransferase activity. The record is from RefSeq and is a predicted model, not a curated record. Bases 1 to 1095 code for a protein of 364 amino acids. Lineage: Eukaryota; Fungi; Ascomycota; Lecanoromycetes; Lecanorales; Ramalinaceae. Gene Ontology annotation, biological process: ubiquinone biosynthetic process.